AUAGAGGGCAAGAAAGACUGUGACUAUGGGAAGUGCUUUCUAAAAUGUAGGGGCUGGCUGCAGUGGGCUGGGGGCGUCCCGCGCCUAAGGCAGGAAGAUGGUGGCCGCAAAGAAGACGAAAAAGUCACUGGAGUCGAUCAACUCUAGGCUCCAACUGGUUAUGAAAAGUGGAAAGUACGUGCUGGGGUACAAGCAGACUCUGAAAAUGAUCCGACACUGCAAAGCGAAACUGGUCAUCCUCGCCAACAACUGCCCAGCCUUGAGGAAAUCUGAAAUAGAGUAUUAUGCCAUGUUGGCCAAAACUGGUGUCCAUCACUACAGUGGCAAUAAUAUUGAAUUGGGCACAGCGUGUGGAAAAUACUACAGAGUAUGCACACUUGCUAUCAUUGAUCCAGGUGAUUCUGAUAUCAUUAGAAGCAUGCCAGAACAGACUGGUGAAAAGUAAAUCAUGCACAAUUUUUCUUUAAUAAAACUGGCCAGAGCUUGUUUUAAAAAUA
Messenger RNA from Delphinapterus leucas (beluga whale), 497 nucleotides. Its product is annotated as large ribosomal subunit protein eL30. The record is from RefSeq and is a predicted model, not a curated record. Gene Ontology annotation, molecular function: structural constituent of ribosome; RNA binding. Gene Ontology annotation, cellular component: cytosolic large ribosomal subunit. Lineage: Eukaryota; Metazoa; Chordata; Mammalia; Artiodactyla; Monodontidae.